Molecule: messenger RNA, 1345 nt
Organism: Anastrepha obliqua
Lineage: Eukaryota; Metazoa; Arthropoda; Insecta; Diptera; Tephritidae
Exons: 2
Coding region: 218-1270 (350 amino acids)
Biological process (GO): lipid catabolic process; arachidonate secretion; phospholipid metabolic process
Molecular function (GO): A2-type glycerophospholipase activity; calcium ion binding
Source: RefSeq, a predicted model, not a curated record
GUUUUACAAUCCUUCAACGCUCUUAUUAUAGUGUAUACCUAGUUUUUUCCAAACAUUUCAAACCAUUUCGCGCCUUAGACUACAAUUGUAUGCUUCAUUUUAAUGGCGAACUUGUCAGCAGUUAGACGCUUUCAACUAGUAAACGCAGAAAACUUUGAUAUAAAACCAAUUUAAAAAGUAACAGAAAUCGAUUGGUAUAAGUUAUACAUAUAAAGUGAUGAAGGCACACAAUUUCGUCCGGUGGUUUUUAGUGAUGCUCAUACAAAGCCAUACAUCUCAUAGUAACGAAUUUACGCCGAAUCUCCGCACGACAACAGAUAUAAUUCUGAAUGAUAUUCGUAAUGCUUUUAAAACCGUUACAAAUAACACAAAUCUUAUAAACCGCAUUAUACCCGAAAUGUACGUACCGGUUAUGCAACAAUCGAAAUUUGUUUUUCUUUUCGAAAUGCCUGACGACGCUGUUAAAAGCGGGCAUUCAAUAUGGAUGAUGCAACGCAGUGAUCUUGUUGAUCCAGUUUUUCCUAAUCUUACUUUUGAGUAUAUGCGUGCGCAAUUAAAUAAAAACCGUCUAACAUUGGUAAACAGCGAUAAUUUGGACGAGGAUACAUCGAAGAGCAGUGCACAAACGCAUGCAAACACUUGGAGUUCACUAGGUUUGGACGGUUGGACUGGCGCUGUGGCUCCGGUGAAUACUGAUCCCGAUACAAAUAAUGAAUAUCCGUCCAGUGAUAUUCUUUUGGAUAUGGAGAAUGAAGAAGGAAAUACGGAAAAGGAUGAAGAUGGUGAAAGUGUUUAUAUUGCCCGAGUUAAUGAUCCUUUCGGUACCUCAGUAAAAUGGGAAUUAAGAAAUUCCACCGAUCGGUCAAAACGUGAUGUACUUACAUUGUACUCUAUGAUCCAGUGCUCCACCGGUUGUCAGCCUUUAAUUUAUAAGGGUUAUGGCUGUUAUUGCGGCUUCUCGGGUGCUGGCAUACCGGCUGAUGGCAUUGAUCGCUGCUGCAAGGUACACGACAAGUGCUACGAAUACACCAAUUGCAUACCUUACUUGGAAUAUUUUGUUCCAUAUGUCUGGAAGUGCUAUCGCCGGAAGCCACUAUGUGCCAUCGAUCACGGAGAAUUUGGUGGGCCGCGCUCAUGUGCUGCGCGAUUGUGUCAAUGUGAUAUUCAGUUGUCUCGCUGCUUACGGCGAUUUAGCUGUCCCAAGCGUAGAGCUGUUUGCCUUAGUUCAAGAGCGCGACGUUUGCAAAAUUUUUUGCUUACAUUUCAAUAGGUUUUUAGAAAAUAUACCAAACUACUUUUUAGAAUUAUGUAUUUGCACAUAAAUUUUAUUUCUAUUGCAUUACCA